Cyprinodon tularosa is the source of this 3095-nucleotide messenger RNA. Its product is annotated as carcinoembryonic antigen-related cell adhesion molecule 5-like. The transcript has 14 exons. The coding region runs from base 35 to 3016 and encodes 993 amino acids. NCBI's taxonomy places the organism in Eukaryota, Metazoa, Chordata, Actinopteri, Cyprinodontiformes, Cyprinodontidae. The record is from RefSeq and is a predicted model, not a curated record.
UCUACACUUCUAUCUUAUACUUCAUAGAAGAAAUAUGAAAGCAGAAGCUACAUUUCUUAUUCUCCUUGCAACCAUUGCAGGUUUAUCUGAGGGAGCUGGUGUGCUACUACAAAACCCACUGAAUGUAUCUGUUGGGGAAGUGAGCAUGCUGGACACAUAUGAACCAGUCUCCAAUGUAGUAGUAACUCCACAGAGUUUGGAGUUGAUUGAAUUCCACAGACCUGGUAGUCUGUCUUGCUCCUCCUCUGGAUCAUCUCUCACCUUCGUCUGGAUGAAUGGCAGCUCUCAGAUUACAGCGGGUGGUGGACUUCAGAUUACUGAUGGAGGAUCCACUCUGACUUUCUCCGGUAUCUCCCGCUAUCACCAUGGUACAUAUAGGUGCCGUGUUUCCAAUCCUGUGAGUUCUGGCAUCAGCGAUCCAGUUAGCGUCUUUGUGAGCUAUGGUCCAGAGAAGAUGAGACUGAAAUUUUCACCUGAAGAAGAAUUCUAUGAAAAAGGAACAGAUAUUUACCUCUCCUGCUCGGCUGAGUCUCAGCCUCCCCCAGAAUAUACGUGGUAUUGGCGUGGGGUUCCCCUGUCCCAUCGUGAACCGGUGCUUAACCUGACAAACAUUCAGACAAAUCAGAGUGGGAUCUACAUCUGCCAGGCCAGAAACAGCAAAACUUCCAACUUUAUAAAUUCUUUUCGAUUGCCUAUUUUUGUGUAUGAGCGAAUCUCUAAUGUCACAGUAACCCCAGACAGUGUGGACUUGGUUGAGUUUAGCAGUUCUGUUCACCUUUCCUGCUCUUUUGCUGGAUUUCAUAAAUUGAUAUACUGGAUGAAUGGCAGCUCUGAGGUUACAAGGAGUGACAGAGUUCAGAUCAGCAUAUCUGAUGGGGUAUCCACUCUGACUAUGGCAAAUGUGAGCCGCUAUGACCAUGGAUCAUACUGGUGUAAAGUGAUUAAUUACAUCAGUGAUGACAGAAGUGAGCCUGUAAAUGUCUUCAUCAGCUAUGGCCCAGAAAGCACACAGUUGGAGAUCUCUCCAUUAAAUGAAAACCAUGAAGAAGGUGUAAACAUCCAGCUUAUCUGUUCAGCGGAGUCUAGACCUUCUGCUCAGUUUCACUGGUUUCUGAAUGGAGCUUUGCUGCCUAAUACUGGAUCAGAGCUCAGACUGAUGAACAUUCAGGCAAGUCAGAGUGGAAACUACAGCUGUCAGGCAUUUAACAGCAAAACUCUGAGAUAUCAAACUUCUCGACCGACAGCCUUGUCUGUACUUGAACCAGUCUCCAAUGUAGUAGUAACUCCACAGAGUUUGGAGUUGAUUGAAUUCCACAGACCUGGUAGUCUGUCUUGCUCCUCCUCUGGAUCAUCUCUCACCUUCGCCUGGAUGAAUGGCAGCUCUCAGAUUACAGCGGGUGGUGGACUUCAGAUCACUGAUGGAGGAUCCACUCUGACUUUCUCCGGUAUCUCCCGCUAUCACCAUGGUACAUAUAGGUGCCGUGUUUCCAAUCCUGUGAGUUCUGGUAUCAGCGAUCCAGUUAGCGUCUUUGUGAGCUAUGGUCCAGAGAAGAUGAGACUGAAAUUUUCACCUGAAGAAGAAUUCUAUGAAAAAGGAACAGAUAUUUACCUCUCCUGCUCGGCUGAGUCUCAGCCUCCCCCAGAAUAUACGUGGUAUGGGCUUGGGGUUCCCCCGUCCCAUCGUGAACCGAAGCUUAACCUGACAAACAUUCAGACAAAUCAGAGUGGGAUCUACAUCUGCCAGGCCAGAAACAGCAAAACCUCCAACUUUAUAAACUCUUUUCGAUUGCCUAUUUUUGUGUAUGAGCGAAUCUCUAAUGUCACAGUAAGCCCAGAGAGUGUGGACUUGGUUGAGUUUAGCAGUUCUGUUCACCUUUCCUGCUCUUUUGCUGGAUUUCAUAAGGCGAUAUACUGGAUGAAUGGCAGCUCUGAGGUUACAAGGAACGACAGAGUUCAGAUCAGCAUAUCUGAUGGGGUAUCCACUCUGACUAUGGCAAAUGUGAGCCGCUAUGACCAUGGAUCAUACUGGUGUAAAGUGAUUAAUUACAUCAGUGAUGACAGAAGUGAGCCUGUGAAUGUCUUCAUCAGCUAUGGCCCAGAAAACACACAGUUGGAGAUCUCUCCAUCAAAUGAACACCAUGAAGAAGGUGUAAACAUUCAGCUUGUCUGUUCAUCGGCAUCUAGACCUUCUGCUCAGUUUCACUGGUUUCUGAAUGGAGCUUUGCUGCCUAAUACUGGAUCAGAGCUCAGAUUGAUGGACAUUCAGGCAAGUCAGAGUGGAAACUACAGCUGUCAGGCAUUUAACAGCAAAACUUUGAGAUAUCAAACUUCUGAGCCCUCAGCUGUGUCUGUACUCGCACGUGUUUCCAAUGUUAUGGUGAAAUCAAACAGCAAAGACUGCAUUGAAUUCAACAGUACUGUCAGUGUGUUCUGCUCUGCAUCUGGAUAUUCUCCUAAUUUCCAGUGGAUGAACAGCAGCUCUAAGGUCAUAGCUGAUGACAGAGUUGAGAUCACUGAAGGAGGAUCCACUCUGACCAUCCUGAAUGUGACCCGCUUUGAUUUAGAGCUACUGAGGUGUCACGUGUUCAAUUACUUCAGUGAAGUCUUUAGUGAUCCAGUAAACCUCUCAAUGUAUUAUGGCCCAGAAAAAGUGUCACUGACGAUUUCACCAACUGAAAAAUAUUUCAAGGAGGGUUCUGAUAUACACUUGUCCUGCUCAGCAGACUCCAGACCUGCUGCCGAGUUUCAGUGGUUUCUGAAUACAAAUCUCUUGUCUCAUUUUGGAUCAGAACUCAGACUUACAGAUGUUAAAAUGAGUGAUAGUGGAAGCUACAGCUGCCAGGUCUUUAACAGUAAAACUUUGAGAUAUCAAAAAUCUCAGCCUGUUGCCAUCUCUGUAGUAGAAUAUGAACAUGAAGGUCUCUCAGGGAGCGCCAUUGCUGGAAUAGGAAUGUCUUGUCGAAUAGUUUUUGUUUCAGGAGUGGCUGGAAGCAUCUUUAUUAUUAAUAGCCUGUAAGUGUGAGAUGAAGUGUUUUUAAGCUAACAUGAUUUAAAUACAAAUAUUUUUAACUUGUAAAAUUGCACUGAAAACAUUG